Schistosoma bovis is the source of this 1323-nucleotide messenger RNA. The record is from the annotation of a GenBank genome assembly. Lineage: Eukaryota; Metazoa; Platyhelminthes; Trematoda; Strigeidida; Schistosomatidae.
AUGAAAAUUCAUCUCUUCUUUUUAUUAUUUCUAGCUGCUUUAACACGUGAAGUAUUAAUUAUUGGUGCAAUUAUUAUAGUAUUCAUCUCAGUUAUACUCAAUGUGUUCUGUUGUAUUCGAUGUGCAUUAAUUCGUCAAUAUUCAAAAUCAAAAGAUCGACCACAUAUGCAACAUUUAUUUUGUAUGGCUGAAGAAAUACGCAAUGCACGUAUUGUGAAACAAAUCAAUGGGAAAGGUUUUAAUUAUCGUGAUAAAGUAGGAUAUGAACAACAACAACAACAACAACAUUUAGGUACAUUACUUCAUGAUGGUCAUAAGAUGAAUAAAAAAGGAAGCAGUCUAUUAUUAAUGAAUAAAAUUCAAUCACAAUCUAAUGGUUAUGAAUCAUAUCAACCAUCUAUUGAUUAUGGAUCAGAAUAUUUAACUGGUUUAAAUUGUCCUGGAUUUUUAUUGAAUGAUAAUCAAUCAUCAAAUGGUUUAUCAAGUGAUAUCCAUUUAAGAUAUUUACCAGAUGGUAAAUCAGGCAAUAGACAAUCUAUAUCGGCAUUCUCUAUUGUACCCGGUCAAUUUCCAAUAUCAUGGACACAUCAUAAUAAUAGUAAUAGUAAUAUUGAAGCUCAUCGUCGAUCCAUAACUAGUAUCCAACGUAAUGGUGGUAAUUCUCUCGCUUCACAUCAUUCAUCUCAACAACAAAUUACCGAAGCUGUUACUAAUUUCUAUUUACAACAUCAACAACAUUUUAAAGAAUUACAAAAUCACUUAAAUAAUACUAAUACGACUAAUACUACUACUAAUAAUAAUAGUAAUAUAGAUACGGUUACAAUGAAUCAACUUGGUUCCGAUGGUAUGAAUUCAUGUUUUGGUAGUAUUGGUCAACCAGAUUCAAGUAUUUUAUCAGAUAUUAACAUCAAUCCAUCAAAUGCAAUGAAUUGUGAAUCACCUAUAAUGAAUAGACAUAAUAAUGAUAAUCAUAUCAUAUUAAACAAUAUAAUGCCCUUAACAAAUUCAUCUAUGAAUCCAUCGAAUUAUAUCAUACCUAUAGAUUCAAUAAAUCCAUUAAUCAAUAAUUAUACUAAUCAAUUAACACCAAAUAUCAAUCGUAUACAACCAAUAGGAUCAUCACAAUCACAAUUAAUUACAUUAAUGAAUAAAUUAAAUUAUACUACUAAUACUACUAAUAAUCAAUCAGUUCAUAAUGAACAAAUUUUAACUCAUUUAUCAACUCUUAGUGAUACAUUAAAUUCACAAUCAGAUAGUGGAGCUGGUUCAGGAAGUGGAAAAAUUUCAAUGGAUUCAUCAGAGAAUAAAAUUAAUUCAUUUUAA